AUGCAAUCGUUAAAUGUCAAAAGACGUGGACCCAAAUCUACCCUACCUCGAGAGCAACGUGAGGCUAACAGAAAAAUAAAGAAACAAAAUAUGGAACGACGGCGUCGGGCCUGUAUUACAGAGAGAAUGAUUGUUCUCCACGAUCUCGCAAUGUCACUCAUCGGAGAAAAUCCUCGUAAAUUCGACCGCAUGGAAAAGGCGGAUAUGCUGACAAACUGCAUCGAAGUUCUGCGAUGUGUGACCAAAAUAUUGCGCGAGAGACCCGAUCUACAGCCACGCAUGCAAACGGUCUGCACUAGAGUUUUAAGCAGUGCCAGUAACAGCCAACCUUCAAUGGAAGAACGACAUCCAGGUGUAGGGCCUCCGUCGGGGAAUUCUGAGUCUGGAUGGAACAAAGAGAACCUGUUCUGGGGUCCCUAUCACUCCCCUGCCUUUACGCCAGUUGUGGGGGUCAGGGAACGAGGAGAAGUGACGCCAGCUUCUGACAGUGGUUUCCAGGAGGAGGCCUUCAGGAUUCACACCCAGUACUUGCCUGUUCCCCAGGCCACUAGCUCCUUUCUUGAUCUCAUGAUCGCCGAAGAACCUCACCAAUUCCUCCCUCGCACCCCUCUUCAGAGAGUCAUCUUGCCACCGCCUCCUACGAAUGAUGCCCCCAUAGACCUAAGUCUCCACUCCGCACAAAAAUCUCCUAAAGGCUGA
Molecule: messenger RNA, 699 nt
Organism: Mesocestoides corti
Lineage: Eukaryota; Metazoa; Platyhelminthes; Cestoda; Cyclophyllidea; Mesocestoididae
Source: the annotation of a GenBank genome assembly